Messenger RNA from Talaromyces atroroseus, 567 nucleotides. RefSeq lists its product as hypothetical. The record is from RefSeq and is a predicted model, not a curated record. The transcript is spliced from 2 exons. Lineage: Eukaryota; Fungi; Ascomycota; Eurotiomycetes; Eurotiales; Trichocomaceae. Bases 1 to 567 code for a protein of 188 amino acids.
AUGAACGACGAGGAAGACUGGAAACGGGGGUACGCUUUAUGGGAUGACAAGCGGCUACAAGACUGGUACUCUUAUCUACCUGGUACCGCGCACUAUCACCACGGGUUUCGCCAAGUACGAUUGAUUGAGAUGAGGAGACUUUUGAAGCCGGGUGGCAUUCUCGCUGUACGCGACGGUACCCACCAGCACUUCUACCCACCAAGCCUAGGGCUCGACCACUUGUGGGUCCGUAAUCAGGGUCGGGCAUUGCUCAAGGGGGCCAUGUGUGUAGACCCAACGGGGACAAUUUUACCAGCAUUGUUUCGUCGUGCGGGCUUUGAUGCCGAUGGCGGCAAAGUCCUGAUUGGAUGCGGAACGACCGUCUUUUCAGGGCCGGAAAUCCGAAAGUGGUUAGCCAUUCGUGCAGCCAGCCAGCUGCAGCCAGCAGAUGCUGUCUACCACAGCUGGCUGGAUGCUGGCAUUACUGAGGGUGAAAUUCAGCAGACGCUGCUGGCCGUUAAUAAGUGGGCCGACACCGAGGAUGCCUGGUACGGCGUCUUGCAAUGUGAGAUGCUUGCGUGGAAGUAA